CUCAAUUAUAUUCAUCAAGCAACCAUGCAAGGCCUACUCCUCUUGGCGCUCCCCUUGGUUCCUCUGGUCGUCCUCGCCGUGAUCCGGCAUGCAGGCCCGAUCAAAACGCGCCUCGCCACCGUCAUGUCGGCCCUAGCACCGAAGCUCCCCGCCGCCUGGAGGAAGCCAGUCUUCGUCAGCGACUGUGCCACGGCGUACCGCCUUCUCGUGCGCGGCAGCGCCAGCGGGUCCUUCUCCAACCGCCUGCCGUCCAUGGCGCCCAGCGCCGUCCUGUCCGCCGGCCGGCACCACAACAUCACCUCGGCGCCCCAUGGCCCAUUCUGGCGCGCCAUCCGCCACAACCUCACCUCCAACCUCUUCCACCCGACGCGCCUCCACCGCUACGCCUUGGCGCGCCGCAAUGCGCUCCGAGGUCUCGUGGCGGACCUCCGCGAGCAGCAGCAGCAGCAGCAGCACGGCGUGGUCCUCGCGGCGGAGAGCUUCCGUGACGCCAUUUUCAACGUGGUCUGCACCAUGUGUUUCGGCGACGGCGUUUACCCAGCCCUCGUACGCGCCAUAGCCGAUGCCCAGGACGACCUCGUCCACUACCGGAAUCGCACCCUAUGCCGACGGCCAGCCAUGACAAGCCGUCGGGUCAGGCCUAUGCCGACGGCCCCCGUCGGCAUUGGGCCGUCGGCAAAAUAUCCGUCGGCGUAGCCAGGAUGAUCGUCGGCAUAGAAAAGCCGUCGGCAUAGACCCUAUCCCGACGGUGGCCGUACAUCUAUGCCGACGGCCCUAGCCGUCGGCAACGUCAUCGCCUAACGGUGGCCGCCGUCAAGUGCUGCCCAAUGGCUUCUCGCCACGUGGCGAGACGCGGUUCAGCAUGGGCGUGUCUAUGCCGACGGCCUUGCCGUCGGCUUAGUUUGAAAUUAUGCCGACGGCUAGGCCAUCGGCAUAGACACGCCACGUGUCAGAAACUGGGCGCUCCUGGGGCAGGUCUAUGCCGACGGCCUAGCCGUCGGCAUAGUUUCAAACUAAGCCAACGGCUAGGCCGUCGGCAUAGACG
Messenger RNA from Aegilops tauschii subsp. strangulata, 1045 nucleotides. NCBI's taxonomy places the organism in Eukaryota, Viridiplantae, Streptophyta, Magnoliopsida, Poales, Poaceae. The record is from RefSeq and is a predicted model, not a curated record.